Triticum aestivum (bread wheat) is the source of this 539-nucleotide messenger RNA. RefSeq lists its product as uncharacterized. The transcript has 2 exons. Lineage: Eukaryota; Viridiplantae; Streptophyta; Magnoliopsida; Poales; Poaceae. The record is from RefSeq and is a predicted model, not a curated record. Bases 137 to 475 code for a protein of 112 amino acids.
UAUCCUUCUCUCCGAAGCGAACGAAACCAAUCAGUCCCGUCCCGACCUCCCCGCUCCCGAACCCUCGCCUCCCCACAUCUCAAUCUCAUCUCAUCGGCGCCGCCCCGCCUCCCUCACUCACACCUCGCCGCCGCCCAUGGCCACCGCCCUCUUCCUUCCCGCACCUCCCCUCCCAUUCCCUCCCUCACCAGAAGAGAAGAGAAGAGAAGGGAGCAGCGGGCAGAUCAGGCGGCGGCUACGAUCCGGCCAUGGGACUGGAGCUCCAUCGCCACUGAUGAAUAUCGCGAGCGAGCGGCCGUGCGUGCGUCAGGACACGCUCGUCAAGGCCCCCGCCUCCUUCCUUCCUUCCUUGUGCUCGGCCAUGCCUAGCGCUAGCAGCAAGGAGGAGGAUCUACUACCCUACAGAAGGAAAGGAAGAGGCCGCCGGCGAGCGAGGCACGGCCACGGCGUUGGACAGCUGCUCCUCCCAAGGUGACCUCCGUCGUCCCCGUCACCGACCCCCUCCGACAUCCCCGCCGUCGUCCCAGUCACCGACCCCC